Messenger RNA from Trichomonas vaginalis G3, 948 nucleotides. RefSeq names its product protein serine/threonine kinase protein. Gene Ontology annotation, molecular function: protein tyrosine kinase activity; protein serine/threonine kinase activity; ATP binding. The record is from RefSeq and is a predicted model, not a curated record. Bases 1 to 948 code for a protein of 315 amino acids. The transcript has a single exon. Gene Ontology annotation, biological process: protein phosphorylation. Gene Ontology annotation, cellular component: cytosol; nucleus; protein kinase CK2 complex. Lineage: Eukaryota; Parabasalia; Trichomonadida; Trichomonadidae.
AUGCUUUUUGGAAGAAAUAAAGGUUGUAGGAGUGGCUGUAAGGAUGCAAGCAGACUUUACCCACCAGAAUUCUUCAAUAAAAAGUUGGAAUUUGAAUUUCAAGACUUUUCUUUUCAAAAUACUAGUGAAUUUAUAGGAAAAGGACAUUAUUCAUCAGUUUAUAAAUCGUACCUUUCAAACGGAACUGCAGUUGCGGUUAAAAAUUUGGUAACUUAUAGUAAAAAAUAUCUUGGCAAAGAAAUAAACACCUUAAAAGCAUUGCAAGACGUUCCAAACGUGCUCAGAUUUUACGGAUUCAUAGGAAAUGAAUCAUAUCCGACAAUUAUUUAUUCAUAUCAUCCUUCUUCAAAAUCCGGAUACAAUGGCAAUAUAACACUUGAAGAUUUCAGAUGGUGGCUUAAAACUACUCUAGAAACAUUAGCUGAUAUCCAUGAACAUGGAGUUAUUCAUCGUGAUUUAAGAUUAGCAAAUAUUUUAACUGAUUUCGAGAACAGAAAACUUGCUAUCGUUGAUUUUGGUCUCUCAGACUUUUACCGAAAAGGAGUUCCAAUGAAUCCAAGAGUUGGAUGUUUUCAUAUCACGGCUCCUGAACUAGCGAUCAAUGUUUCAAACUAUAACUGCGAAGUAGAUGUUUGGUCACUUGGCCUCUCAUGUUUAGAUAUAAUGAUAAAACUUAAAGAUCAUUGGAAUUCAAAGAAUGAUUAUAUGAUGAUUGAAAACCUCAUAAAAGCAUACGGAAGUGCUUCGUGGAAUGAAUUUGUUGGAAAAUACAAUCCAAUUUUCAAAACUAAUAGAAAAAUUUCGGGAAGUUUUUAUGAAUUUGGAAUGCCUGGAAAUAAUCAUUUAAUAACACCAGAUACAAUGGAUCUUGUAUCUAAAAUGCUGGAAUUGGAUCCUGCAAAGAGAAUUUCAGCUAGAGAAGCUUUAAAUCAUAAUUUUUUCAAAUGA